Molecule: messenger RNA, 1025 nt
Organism: Bradysia coprophila
Lineage: Eukaryota; Metazoa; Arthropoda; Insecta; Diptera; Sciaridae
Source: RefSeq, a predicted model, not a curated record
UUCAGCAUUUGCAAUGAUGAAAAUGAUUGGCGAAAGCAUACGCCAUCUCUGGAUUUCUUUUGGAACAAAGAAAAAUUUUAGAUAUAUUCCAAUACAUAAAAUUGUGGACAAUCUGGGCAUCGAAAAAUCGAAAGCUUUGAGCCUAUUUCACGCGCUAUCUGGUUGUGACACUACAUCUUCUUCACAUGGCAGAGGCAAAAAAACAUUUUGGGACACAUGGUCCAUCUUCCCAGAUCUUACGAAAUCUAUUCUGAAUCUGUUGGAGCACCCUGGGGAAAUCGAUCAAGAAUUUACUGUCAUCGAAAAAAUUUUCGUGCUUCUGUAUGACCGUUCGAGUCAAUUAGAACAGGUUGAUGACGCUCGUCAGACAAUGUACAAAACCUCCUUUUCACUGGAACUGAUUCCACCGACAAAAGCGAGUCUCUAUCAACAUGUAAAACGAUCGGUGCUGCAAGGGGCGUUCAUUUGGGGCCAAUGUAUGGAAAAAAUGCAGGACAUACCAGAUCCGACUGCCUUCGGAUGGACUUUAGUUGAAGACCAAUUUGAACCAUUUUGGACGACGUUGCCCGACUAUUCUCGGCACAUCAACACCACUAGAUGUGGUUGUAAGGUUGCCUGCAAAGGGCGUUGCAAAUGCAAAGGGAACUGUUCAUUGCUAUGUACGUGUGAAGGGCGUUGCAAAGAUGAGAAAAGUAAACAAAUUUCGAUGUAUUUUUACAUGUAGAAAAUUGGAGGAACAUAUGGUGACUUCACUCUUACUGACAUAUCUCCCGAACGAGCUGAUCGUCUUGAGUAAAUUAAAAGGCUAAAAUAUAGCUCUUUAAAUUCUCUAUAAACUUUCAGAAGAAAUUUUUUGAGAAUUUUUGAUAUUUCGAUCGGUUUCAGCGAUUUUACUUUGAGAAAAAAAUAUUUUUUGACUUUGACCAUUUUUUUCCGCCAUUUUGGAUUCAAAUGUUAAAAAAAAAUUACACCAAAAAAAACUUUGAUCUUUUCUCUAUAAUUCAUCCUUUGGAAGUAUGUCGAUA